AUGGCAAUAAUUAUCCCUGUAAAACUUCUUCAUAUGCCAUCCAUCCCACUGAACAAAGUUCUUCGACAUUUCAGUGUUUUAGAAUUAUUUGAAUUUUCCCAAUGCUCUCAAAAAGCUGCUGCCGCAAUCAAGUUAACUAAUACGAAGAAUUUUAAAUUGGAGUUGAAUUUUAACUUAAGUUAUGUUAGAAUCAACGACGAUUUCAAGUUUGAAGUGAAAAAACUCCGCGCCGAUGAAGUGGAAAAUGUGACCGGUUUCCGAACAUUUGAGAAAAAUCAGAACAUGAUUUAUAUGGACUCGAGGAACAAGAUGACAUGUCUGUGGGAGGACAGAUUUGCAAGAUUGAGGACUAUCUUCUCUCAUCUUUCAAAACUGUUCGGAUGCCCAACGUACUCCGUGAGAUCUGAUGCUUCAGUGCCGACACAUGCUUUUUUGUUGGUGAUGCAUGAGAUUAUCUCCCGUCAGUCUGAAAUUAAUGUUCUGGAAAUCGCUUGCAAGUCAUUACAGGAGAAUAACGUUAAAUGGAUUCUCGAAAAACUCACAGUUACCGAUGAACUAAUGUUGGGAGAGAAACUUUCGGAGGAUUUCGGAAAGAAUAACUCAAUUCAAUUUGUGGCAAAAUCUUUGUUCAUUUUCAACGCGAAAUGGGUCACCCCACAGAAACUGUUAUCUAUGAGAAACUGUGUAGCUAUCGAGCUUGACGGAUCCCUCUUGACCGAUCAAGAUAUCAUCAACUUCUUCGAGAAUUGGAAAUCUGGACAAUAUCCUAAUCUUGAGUUUCUAUCUAUAAAGAGUGAAAAGUUAACGAGAGAUUUGGUUCUUCCUGGAGCACUUCGCAUUGAAAGAGAUUUCGGAUGGUCUCAACCGAAGAUAAUUUGUGGCAAACAACGAUAUAUUCAUUGCGAUUUCCAAAUAUUAGCACAUAAUGGUACAAUAGGAAGUGUUCAGCUCGAUGAAUUAGCUAGGGACGUACAAUUCAUGGUAUCAUAA
This is a messenger RNA of Caenorhabditis remanei, 990 nucleotides long. RefSeq lists its product as uncharacterized. The record is from RefSeq and is a predicted model, not a curated record. Gene Ontology annotation, molecular function: protein binding. Lineage: Eukaryota; Metazoa; Nematoda; Chromadorea; Rhabditida; Rhabditidae. The transcript has 3 exons. Gene Ontology annotation, biological process: embryo development. Bases 1 to 990 code for a protein of 329 amino acids.